CUGUGUGCUUCUCCUGACUCCGAGCUCAGAGCUCUCCGCUUAGAUGGGACCAAAGCCUUAGCAAGACUCACACACUUCCACAUCAAUCCCCCGGGGGAGAGAAGGGGAGCGCUCGGAGAUCCAUCCGCCGGCUGCUGUAAACACUGGCCACUUGAAAUUUCUGCAAGGUCUGUAGACGAGAUAGGCAGAGUCUACUCCGAAUCAUCUCAGUCUCGGGGUCCAGAAGACACCAAGACGGGCCCAGGUGUGCGUGACUGUACCUUGCAACUUUUGAACCCUGGAACUGUACUCUAAAGCAUUAUGACUCUUCUGGGCUCUGAACACUCCAUACUCAUACGAAGCAAGUUUAGAUCAGUGCUACAGUUAAGACUUCAGCAGAGGAGGACACGAGAGCAGCUGGCAGACCAAGGCAUCAUGCCUCACUCGGCCUCAGUCAGCUCCUCACUGGGGAGGUUAAAGCGAGGCCGUCUCGCAGAGGAACUCAAUGAGAAACUGGCUCUCAGGCCAGGGCCCCUGGAGCUGCUCCAAAAGAAUAUCAUUCCGCUAGACUCUGCCCUCACCAUGACAGUAAACCAUGGCAAGUUCCCCAAGCAAGAGGACUCGUAUGCCUUUGAGGAGGACAGCAGCAGUGAAAGCCUGUCUCCCGAGCAGCAUCACAGCGACGAGUCUCAGGGUUCAGCCUGCCCUUUGUCUGAGCUGGGCGGCAGCAUGCCCUCGUCCUCUUCCUCACCUACACUAAGCAGCGCACAGCAGGAGGGCACGACCAGAGAGCCGUCUGACCAAAGACGGGAUGAAGGACUGUCUGGAGUUUGCAACAACCAUGCCAGCCCCCCAAUUCCAGUUCCUGCUAUUGUCAAGUCCAAGACAUCGGACAAGAACCGCCAUAAGAAACCCAAAGACGUGAAGCCCAAAGUGAAAAAGCUGAAAUAUCACCAGUAUAUACCGCCAGACCAAAAAGCUGAUAAGUCGCCUCCACCUAUGGACUCGGCGUACGCCCGACUCCUCCAGCAGCAGCAGCUGUUCCUGCAGCUGCAGAUCCUCAGCCAACAGAAACACGCUCACACUAAUUCCCAGUCUCAACAGCACACGCAGAUGCAGGGCCAGGCUCAGCAGCGACAGCCUGCCUUCAGUUACCAGCCGCACCCGCAGGCGCAGAUGCACAAAAGGUCCAGUGAUCAGCUGUCAGUUUGUACGCCCAGUGGCCAAUCCAAUACUGGAGACGGCAAUUCUUCCUCACCAGUCAACACCACAUAUCCGAACCAAAACGUCUCCCCGGUAAAGCCUGGGCCGCUACCAGCCAAUCUGGAUGACCUUAAAGUAUCAGAGCUCCGGCAGCAUCUUCGUAUUCGUGGAUUGCCUGUGUCAGGUACCAAGACGGCUCUCAUUGAGCGACUCCGGCCCUUCAAGGAUUCCAAUACCGGCUCGUCUCCAUCGGGCUCCACCGAUAUCACCACAGUGACCUUCCCCGUGACUCCGACGGGCUCGAUGUCUUCUUACCAGUCUCCGUCCUCUUCCAGCACGCUUUCCCAGGGAGGCUAUUACCCUUAUCCCAGCAACUCCUCUACCCCACCCAUCUCACCGGCAUCCUCUGAGCAGUCCCUCAGUGGCUCACUCCCAGACAGCUUCAGCGAUGUGCCUAUGUCCUCUCCACCACAGUUUGCUGUGCAGGCAUCCCCAGGUCAGCUGGGCAUGGAUGAUGGCCUGGGAGGGGCUGGAUCCAGAUCAGGAGAGGGUGGAAUGACUGGCAUGGAUGCAGAAAAAGACAAAAUGCUGGUAGAAAAACAAAAGGUGAUUGAAGAGCUGACGUGGAAGCUACACCAGGAACAAAGACAGGUUGAGGAGCUAAAGAUGCAGCUUCACAAGAGAAAGCGUUGCUAUGGCACCAUCACUCCAUCUGAGCCCCACAAUCUACCCAUGCAUAAUCCAACUCCAGAAAUGAUGGGCCUUCAUCCCUACCAAGUGAACAUCAAACAAGAGCCAAUGUCCUUGUCUUCAAGCUGUCCGCUCUCAACUUCCAAACAUAUCAAGAGCUCCCCAGGGAACUGCAUGGAGGACAUGGGACAAUGCAAUAGCAUGCUUCCCAAUAUGGGGGGUGAUUGCGGGCCACAUUGUAUGAACUCGGGCAGCCCGUCCACCAUGACUGCUUUCCUCAGUCCGCAGUGCUCACCGCAAGAUUCACCCGUCGGAAAGCCUUCCGGAAGCCCCCAGCCAUCGGCCCCGAGCAACCCUUACAUGCUAACACCUUCAAUGGGGAGGGACGGCUGCCCUCAUCCUACUUCCCACUGCAGUACUAGAGGAUGCAUUAUGCAGCAGGUACCCCAUAAGAAUGGUUCUCAGCCCGUCAACUGUUCUUAUCCGACGGACCAAAGAGGCCUUCAGGGAGUUUAUUCCAAUACAUCGGAUUAUAGCCUCAAUCACAACGGCUCAGCCAAGCCUGGCAACCCAAAUAUGCAACCAAAGAUGUCAUUUUUGCCCCCUCCUCGUCAUGUUGGCCAAAAGUGCCAAGUCUCCUUCAAUAGUUCACAUUCAUCUGACUUAAGCCAGCUCCCAUGCUAUGAGGAUGCAGUCAUGCAGCAACUGACCAGAAGUCAACAGAUGGAUGAACUUUUGGAUGUUCUCAUAGAAAGUGGAGGGUACCCCAGCCUAUUGGUCCCAAGGCUCCACCGCCACUACGACCACCAUUCACCCACACAGCUUCACUAUGACCACCUGGAGACUCUGCUGGGCCCAAUGAGCAGGGGAGGGGAGCCCAUCUCGGUUAAGAUGGCCACGGAUGACGGGCACCGAGAAGACGACGGCGGGAACAGAGACAGCGAAGGAUACAGCAGUCCCCACAAUCACCAGCGCCAUCCUCACCAUCCCCAACAGGAGAAGGUCGGGGCCAACCGAGAUCUGCUGGACGCACCUCUUUCACCGCUCAACAAGGUGUCUGCUAUCCCCGAGGUGCAGGGGAUGGUCAGUAUGGCUUUCAGUGAAACACCGUGGGAGACCAUGGAGUGGCUGGACCUGACGUCACCGACCUCAACCACCGCCUUCAACGUGCCAGCGCCCAUUGUGCCAAGCAUUUUCAACGCAGAGUUCUUGGAUGUCUCCGACAUUAACCUAAACUCCGCUAUGGACCUUCAUCUGGAGCACUGGUGAACACAGACGGUUGGGUUGGACAAGCCCAAGGCAAGACACCGGCUUUUAGUAACUGAUGGCAUGAAUCAGCUACAACAUGAGCUAGGAAAGUAAUCAAACUCAGAAGAACAAUCUGGAUUCAGGCCAAUCCUGAACCAACACCAGACUUUAACAUGAUGCACCUUAUGUGUACGCUAUGGGAUGGGAUUAAGAUCAAUUCAUUAUUUAAGGAAAUUAUUUUUUAGAAAGACAUGAUCUGGUAUCAGUAUAAAAAAUCGUACGUUUUCCCUUUGCCCACAUUUCUUUCAAGUGAUAUAGAAAUUGGUAAUACGAUAAGCAACUAAUUAGGAGCUAGGAUAUGUUUUCCUUGAGGGGGCCGUGGGGUGGCCGAGGAUAUUUCAGGUGGUCCCAAAAACAAACGAAAUUGUUCUGAAAGCACUGAUAAACAGAAACAAUGUGAGAAAACCCUGAAGACAGUGCCCGCUUUCUGCCAGUGAUUAUAGGGGCCAUAAAGAUUCAUCAUACACAAAAGCGUUACAACAAUACUAAUCCAAGGCUACUAGUUUUAGGGAUUAUGUUUGUGUU
This is a messenger RNA of Syngnathus acus (greater pipefish), 3705 nucleotides long. RefSeq names its product myocardin (gene myocd). The transcript has 13 exons. Lineage: Eukaryota; Metazoa; Chordata; Actinopteri; Syngnathiformes; Syngnathidae. Gene Ontology annotation, biological process: cardiac muscle cell differentiation; smooth muscle cell differentiation. The record is from RefSeq and is a predicted model, not a curated record. The coding region runs from base 301 to 3141 and encodes 946 amino acids.